Molecule: messenger RNA, 2005 nt
Organism: Equus caballus (horse)
Lineage: Eukaryota; Metazoa; Chordata; Mammalia; Perissodactyla; Equidae
Gene: POLR3C
Product: RNA polymerase III subunit C
Biological process (GO): DNA-templated transcription
Cellular component (GO): RNA polymerase III complex
Molecular function (GO): single-stranded DNA binding
Source: RefSeq, a predicted model, not a curated record
AAGGGACCAAGUCCGGAACCGGAACCUGCGUGAAGGGAGUGAAGAGCCAGGAGCCAAGAUCCUUGGAAAUCCUUUUCGAUGAUGGCAAAGGGUCUGGGGAUGCUUCCCCAAAGACAUGUGGAUGGGGAUGCUGAGGCUGAGAGACAAAGACUUGGCUUCUGAGGAAUUCAGAGAAACAAAUGAACAAACCAAUGUUUGGUAGCACUUGGGAUGAUAAGGAACUCUGAGACUGCUCAGUACAAUGACUCAAGCAGAAAUUAAACUGUGUUCUUUGUUGCUGCAAGAGCAUUUUGGAGAGAUUGUAGAAAAAAUUGGAGUCCACCUAAUCAGAACUGGCAGCCAGCCACUAAGAGUAAUUGCCCAUGACACAGGAACAUCACUGGAUCAGGUAAAAAAAGCCCUUUGUGUCCUCAUCCAACAUAACCUGGUGAUAUAUCAAGUGCACAAACGUGGUGUGGUGGAGUAUGAAGCCCAGUGCAGCCGGGUGUUGCGUAUGCUUCGGUAUCCCCGGUACAUCUAUACUGCCAAGACACUGUACAGUGACACUGGGGAGCUGAUUGUUGAGGAGCUACUGUUGAAUGGCAAAAUGACAAUGUCAGCUGUUGUGAAGAAAGUGGCAGACCGGCUCACAGAGACUAUGGAGGAUGGCAAGACCAUGGACUAUGCUGAGGUGUCAAACACAUUUGUGCGACUAGCAGACACACACUUCGUGCAGCGCUGCCCCUUCGUGCCUGCCACUGAGAAUUCAGACCCUGGGCCACCGCCACCUGCCCCCACUCUUGUCAUCAAUGAAAAGGACAUGUACCUGGUUCCUAAACUGAGCUUGAUAGGGAAAGGUAAAAGGAGGAGAUCAUCUGACGAAGAUGCUACCGGAGAGCCCAAGGCCAAGAGACCAAAACAUACAGCAGAUAACAAAGAGCCCAUUCCAGAUGAUGGGAUUUAUUGGCAGGCCAACCUUGACAGAUUCCACCAGCACUUCCGUGACCAAGGCAUUGUCAGUGCAGUUGCCAAUAGGAUGGACCAGACCAGCAGCGAGAUUGUGCGGACCAUGCUCCGGAUGAGUGAGAUUACCACUCCCUCCAAUGCCCCCUUCACCCAGCCAUUGUCUUCCAAUGAGAUCUUCAGAUCCUUGCCUGUUGGCUAUAACAUCUCUAAGCAGGUUCUUGAUCAGUAUCUCACUCUGCUGGCAGAUGAUCCACUUGAGUUUGUUGGAAAGUCUGGCGACAGUGGUGGAGGAAUGUAUGUCAUCAACCUGCAUAAGGCUCUAGGAUCCCUAGCCACAGCCACUCUGGAGUCUGUCGUACAGGAGAGAUUUGGGUCUCGCUGUGCCAGAAUAUUCCGUUUAGUUUUGCAAAAGAAACACCUGGAGCAGAAGCAGGUAGAAGACUUUGCAAUGAUUCCAGCAAAGGAGGCAAAGGAUAUGCUUUAUAAGAUGCUCUCAGAAAAUUUCAUAUCACUCCAGGAAAUUCCCAAAACGCCAGACCAUGCUCCAUCCAGGACCUUCUAUUUAUAUACUGUGAACAUCCUGUCAGCUGCCCGAAUGUUGCUGCACAGGUGCUACAAGAGCAUAGCCAACUUGAUAGAAAGGAGGCAAUUCGAAACCAAAGAGAAUAAACGCCUACUAGAAAAGUCUCAGAGGGUAGAAGCCAUCAUUGCAUCCAUGCAGGCUACGGGUGCAGAGGAGGCACAGCUACAAGAAAUAGAGGAGAUGAUCACAGCCCCUGAACGCCAGCAACUAGAGACCCUGAAACGUAAUGUCAACAAGUUGGAUGCCAGUGAGAUUCAGGUGGAUGAAACCAUCUUCCUACUGGAGUCAUACAUUGAGAGCACUAUGAAGAGACAAUGAUGCAGAAGAAGAGUCUUCCUCAAAAGAUCUGGGGGUAGAUUAGAAGGAAAAAUAAAGGAGGUGCAUAGAUGCAUUCUUUGCAGUGGAAUAAGUUGCAGAUUUUUGUACUGAAACCCUCUCCCUAUCACUACCACUCAGAAUACAGCAGAAAGAGUUUGA